Molecule: messenger RNA, 3015 nt
Organism: Daphnia pulicaria
Lineage: Eukaryota; Metazoa; Arthropoda; Branchiopoda; Diplostraca; Daphniidae
Product: basic proline-rich protein-like
Exons: 8
Coding region: 69-2942 (957 amino acids)
Source: RefSeq, a predicted model, not a curated record
UACGCAGCAUUCGAUUAGCGACAUUCUACCAUUCACUCGUCGACGUCGGCAGCUGCUGUGCUGCAAAAAUGUUGGCAAUGAUAGUAUGGAGAUUGGUGGCCACUUUCUUAUUUGUGAAUGUUGUAUGCGGCCAGGGUUAUCAGCCCCCUUCAGACGAAUAUAUUUAUCAACAACAGCCUCUGCAGCAUUAUGAUGGAUAUGAAACCCAUCGUCAAUACAGGUCAGCCGGUGAUGAGCCAACAACCAUUACACCAUCAGUUUCUCUCAAGCAGGAGAAUCUAUCAGAAAAUCAAACAUUGGAUUCUGAUUUGGGCAAUAAUUCUACACACAUAAAUGGUUCCAUCACCUUGGUCACUGACAUGCCAUUGGAAAGCUCAUCUAUGGCAUCACCUGUGCCUUCACUGCUGAUGGGUCGUGACACAAGCAAAUCUGUGUUGGAUUCGUCCAAUUUGUCAAGCAUCGAGCAGCUGAAUGUCACAACUGAAAAAGUUAACUCCACUUCGGAUAAUUCAACUGUUGAAGAAAUCAAAAUUUUGAAGAGGCGACAAGCCCAACAAGUACUUAUUCAACAGGUACCAACUCAAUCCCAACAGGUGCCUUCAUUAGUUUUCCAGCCUCUGUCAUUUCAAAGAAGUCAGUUUAUUCAGGCUCCACCUACAUUGUUCUCUGGACAGCCUGGGCAACCAGCUUUAGUUCAGGUGCCGAUUGGGCAAUCUCAGUUCGUUCCUAAUCAGUUGCGGUUCGUUCAACCCCAAUUCUUGGUUCCGCAAAUCGUUCCUCUACAAAACAGCCAAGCUUCGAUCACACAACCACCAGUGCAGUCACCUCCAAAGUCGCCUCCGAAACUAUCAUUGAAUCCCGUCCCGCUUCCUCCAGCCAUUUCUAUUCCGCAUCCUAAUAUGACCACCCCUCCAUCUGAUAACGAUUCCCAAGCAAAUGCGGUAAAGACUCGCGAGGCAAAUGCAAAUAGAAUGGUGCCUAAAGCACAGCAACCACCGAUGGGUGCAUUUAAACCGAUGGUAUCUCCCAUGCCACCACGACCGACACCUCCACCGGCUCCUGUGCGAGGUUCUCCAGUUGCACCUACUACUACUACUCCGCCGAUGCAGGCUCCAAUGCAGAUGAUGCCUGUUUCUGCACCUGUUCAGCCCAUGGUGAGGCCCCAACUGCAAGGGCAGCAAGCACCACCACAGAGUCAACAAUCAGUUGUUGUACAAAACACUACGCCUCUUCCACGCGGAUUGAUGGUUCCACCACCUCUUUCGUUGGAAGCACAAAACGGUCGGCCAACGACGGCGGUACAGCUGGGUUCGUUUCCUGCACCAACGAUGAUCUCAUUUCCACCUCAAACAGUGCAGCGAACGGGAUCGCCAAUGGAUCUUCAACCCCAACAGCAGCAGCAGCCACAACUGAUGGGCCAGGCUCCUCCAGCUCAGGUGGCACAACGAUCGGGACCACCGAUGGAUCAACAAUCAUUGCCCGUGGGUCAAUCGAUGAAUCAGCCGCCUUCGGCUGCUCAACAUUCGGUACCACCCGUGAACCAACCAUCACCGCCGCAGCCGAUGAGCCAGACUCCUGCAAACCAAGUGGCCCAACCACCUGGUCAACGGUCGAUGGGUCAAGUACAACAACAGACGAUGGUCCAACCUGUGGGUCAAGCCCCUCAAGCUCAGGCUGUACAAAGAUCCGGACCGCCAAUGGAUCAUCCCCUGCAACAACAGCAACAACAACUGCCCGUGGGUCAGGCUCCUCCAUCUCAGGUGGCACAGAGGUCGGGAUCGCCGAUGGAUCAACCACAACAGCCAAUGCCCUCUGGUCAGCCGAUGGGUCAGGCUCCUCCAUCUCAGGUGGCACAGCGGUCCGGACCACCGAUGGAUCAACCCCAAAUGCUGCAACCGAGUCAGUCAAUGAAUCAGCCUCCUCCAGAUGCUCAACGUUCGGGACCACUGAUGAAUCAACCGUCACAGCAGCAACCGACCAGCCAGCCGAUGAGCCAGACUCAAGUUACCCAACAACCUGGACCACAAUUGAUGGGCCAAGCAAAUGCCCUGGCGGUACAACGAUCGGGACCGCCAAUGGAUCAUCCCCUGCAACAACAGCAACAACAACUGCCCGUGGGUCAGGCUCCUCCAUCUCAAGGAGCUCAGCGGUCGGGAUCGUCUAUGGAUCAAACACAACAACCAAUGCCCGCGAGCCAACCAAUGGGCCAGGCUCCUCCAACUCAGGUGGCACAGCGAUCCGGACCACCGAUGGAUCAACCCCAAAUGCUGCAACCGAGUCAGUCAAUGAAUCAGCCUCCUCCAGAUGCUCAACGUUCUGGACCACCUACGAAUCAACCAUCACAGCCGCAAUUGAUGGGUCAACCUAUGGGACAAGCUUCUCCAGCUCAGGUGGGACAGCGGACAGGUCCUUUGCUAGUCAACCAACCGCUACCAAGCACAUCGCAACAGCCAUUUGGAGCACCAAAUAGUCAGCCUCCUCCACCACCACCACCUCCUCAGCCCCAGCAGCAAAUGGCCCAACAGAUGAUGGGACUUAAUCAGCAGCCACCUCAAUCGCCUCAAAUUGCCCCACGUAUUAAUUCUCCAAUGAAUCCACCAGCUCCAUCUUCAAUGAUGGACUUCUCUCAGUCAGUUGAUGCGACUUCGCUACCCGUGUCGCAAUUUAAUCAAAGGAGUGUCCAGGAUGGGCGCGGUGGACAUCAAAUGAACUUGGUUCCAUCAAACAAAGAAAGGCAUAUGAUGAGACGAAGCGUUGAUAGACCCCGUAUGAGAAGGCAAAUGGAUGCUGUUCCCUAUCCGUCCAAGGAGGCUUACGAUUCUUAUGUCGUGAAUAAUUACCGCAACUUAUACGAUGAAGUUUAUCCGACAUACACCCCUCCAGUAUAUACCACCACCACUGCUGCCGCUCCAAAAUAUGAAUAUUACGUCCCACGUUAUUGAUAUCAUGUAUACAUUAUUGAUUGUCAUGUAUGAAUUACUUUAGAGGUCUAAAUAUAAUAUUUAUGGAUUUAAA